AACGGUCGUCGGAAGGGCGGUGUGCGCAGGCGCGGCGCUGACAGCCGCACUCUACCUGAUCCGCAGAGUGUGUUUAAUAAUGGCCUGGAAAUCCGGAGGAGCGAGCCACGCAGAGCUCGUCAACAACCUCCGCAAGAAUGGGAUCAUUAAAUCAGACCGCGUAUAUGAAGUUAUGUUGGCCACAGACCGUUCCCAUUUCUCCAGAUGUAAUCCAUAUAUGGACUCGCCACAAUCUAUAGGUUAUCAAGCAACAAUCAGUGCACCACAUAUGCAUGCUUAUGCACUAGAGCUCCUCCAUGACCACCUCUAUGAAGGAGCAAAGGCUCUGGAUGUGGGAUCGGGCUCCGGGAUCCUCUCCGUCUGCUUUUCCAGAAUGGUUGGGCCGACAGGGAAGGUGAUUGGCAUCGACCAUAUAAAGGAGCUGGUGGAAGACUCUAUAGCUAAUGUAAAGAAAGAUGACCCUAGUUUGAUCACUUCAGGGAGAAUCAAACUCAUCGUUGGAGAUGGAAGAAUGGGUUUUACAGAAGAAGCCCCUUAUGACGCCAUACAUGUCGGAGCCGCAGCUCCCACAGUGCCACAAGCAUUGUUGGAUCAGCUGAAGCCAGGCGGACGUCUGAUUCUGCCCGUCGGGCCGGCAGGAGGAAACCAGAUGCUGGAGCAGUACGACAAGCUGGAGGAUGGCAGCACCAAGAUGAAGCCACUGAUGGGCGUGAUUUACGUGCCUUUAACAGACAAAGACAAGCAGUGGUCAAGGGAUGAACUUUGAAAGGAUGGUCCGGCAAUACUCAUCACACUACAUGCGCGCACACACACACACACACACACACACAAAUGGACUACACCGAGGAGAGCUUGUAUAAAUGCUCUAUAUUCAUACCUGUGACGGUCAUGAAAGACGGAAGCGUUGAAUAUUUUAUUUAAAAAGGUGGAGUCGGGCUGAAGACGUCACGCCUGCAGUUUGAGAAUUGUGUGAAUGCAGUUUUUUGUUCUUCUCUCUCUCUUAUUGACGCGCAGGUGCAUCAUUUUUUUCUUGUGAUCACUUCAGUAUUACAGUCAGUGGGAUUGUUCAUGCAUCUCAGCUUGUAAACAGAACACCGGAUCGGCCCUUGUGCUGAAUCCAGCCUGUUAUUAAAACAUAACUCACCGCUGCAUCAUGUGUAGGGAUCUCUUCUGCUCUGCAGGUCUGUGUUCAGAGAAACGGCUCGUGUUUUCAGCUGGAGCAUGUGCUGCUGGAGUAUUGGGUAAAGAUGCUGUGAGAGAUGUGUUAGAACAGGGGUGCUCAAUCCUGUUCCUGGAGAUCUACCUUCCUGCAGAUUUCAGUUGCUACCCGUAUCAAACACACCUGCCUGUAAUUAUCACGUGGUGUUCAGGUCCUAAUUAAUUGGUUCAGGUGUGUUUGAUAUGGGUAGCAACUGAAAUCUGCAGGAAGGUGGCUCUCCAGGAACAGGGUUGAGCACCCCUGUGUUAGAAUGAUUCUUUUCCAGUGCUUAUCCCUGCUGAAAAACCCAGCUUAAACCAGCCUAGGCUGGUUGGCUGGUUUUAGCUGGUUGACCAGGCUGGUUUUAGAGGGGUUUUGGCCAUUUCCAGGCUGUUUUUCCAUUUUCUGGGAAAAUGACCAGCCAAAACCAGCUUGACCAGCCUGGUUUAAGCUGGAUAUAGCUGGUUUUGGCUGGACUCCCAGCUUGGCUAGCCUGAUCAAGCUGGUUUUAGCUGGUCAUCUCCCAGCCUGACCAGCUAAGACCAGGCUGGAAACCAGCCUGGAAAUGGCCAAAACCCCUCUAAAACCAGCCAACCAGCCUAGGCUGGUUUAAGCUGGAUUUUUCAGCAGGGAUGGGAUGCUCUUAAAGUACAGGUGUCAAACUCAGUUCCUGGAGGGCCGCAGCUCUGCACAGUUUAGUUCCAACCCUAAUUAAACACACCUGAUCAAACUAAUUGAGUCCUUCAGGCUUGUUUGAAACCUACAGGUAAGUGUGUUGGAGCAGGGUUGGAACUAAACUGUGCAGGGCUUCGGCCCUCCAGGAAUUGAGUUUGACACCCCUGUCUUAAAGUAAACCUCCUUAAGGGGUUAGUUUCACCCAAAAAUGAAGAUUUACACCCUAUGAGGCAUGGGCCGGUAUAAGAUUCUGAUAGUAUGAUAACCUUGGAUUAAAAUAUCACAGUAUUGCGAUUACUGCUCUAAAAUAAGUUCUGUUGAAAUGUAAACCCUGCUUAAAAAUCCAGCUUAAACCAGCCUGGGCUGGUUGGCUGGUUUUAGCUGGUCAACCAGGCUGGUUUUAGAGGGGUUUUGGCCAUUUCCAGGCUGGUUUCCAGCCAUUUCCAUUCCCAUUUCUGGGAGCCCAGCCAAAACCAGCUAUGUCCAGCUUAAACCAGGCUGGUCAAGCUGGUUUUAGCUGGAUUUAGCUGGUCAUUUUCCAGCCUGACCAGCUAAGACCAGGCUGGAAAUGGCUGAAACCAGCCUGGAAGUGGCCAAAACCCCUCUAAAACCAGCCUGGUUGACCAGCUAAAACCAGCCAACCAGCCUAGGCUGGUUUAAGCUGGAUUUUGUAGCAGGGAAACAACAACUUUACAUUUAUUUGGUUAAACACUACUUUUCUAAGGUACUUUUAUCAAAAUAGAAAAUUUGGAUUGGUAAAUCUUCAAGCUUUGAUCUAAUUGUUUUUUUUUUUCAAACUAAUACCUCUUAAUUACCUCUUAAAUCUCUAAGAAGCGCAAAGGGAAAAUUAUUUUUUGAGAAAUAAAUAUAAAUUUUGCUAACAAAAACAAAGAACUGCAAAGGGAAAAUCAAGCGGAGCAAAAAACGACACUAUUUCACUCCUCUUUAAUGUGUUUCUCAUCACAAGCUUGUCUCUUAUCUAAAACAGCAGCAAGUCCCACACAGACCCGCACUCGCGUACAGGACUGCGCUGAACCUCCAGCGCUGGUUUUCUGAUUGUAAGCAGUUUUCAAUGGCAAUUCUCUGUGCAUGUUUGUGUGUUUCCCGCACGCACAAACGGCUUUCAACCAAUAAACUCACUGCUAAGCAAUGA
Danio rerio (zebrafish) is the source of this 3026-nucleotide messenger RNA. RefSeq names its product protein-L-isoaspartate (D-aspartate) O-methyltransferase (gene pcmt1). Gene Ontology annotation, molecular function: protein-L-isoaspartate (D-aspartate) O-methyltransferase activity. Gene Ontology annotation, cellular component: cytosol. The record is from RefSeq and is marked validated. NCBI's taxonomy places the organism in Eukaryota, Metazoa, Chordata, Actinopteri, Cypriniformes, Danionidae.